Messenger RNA from Anolis carolinensis (green anole), 1930 nucleotides. It is a transcript of the gene mvd, whose product is annotated as mevalonate diphosphate decarboxylase. The transcript has 10 exons. Gene Ontology annotation, biological process: isoprenoid biosynthetic process; isopentenyl diphosphate biosynthetic process, mevalonate pathway. Lineage: Eukaryota; Metazoa; Chordata; Lepidosauria; Squamata; Anolidae. Gene Ontology annotation, cellular component: cytosol. The record is from RefSeq and is a predicted model, not a curated record. Bases 266 to 1486 code for a protein of 406 amino acids. Gene Ontology annotation, molecular function: ATP binding; diphosphomevalonate decarboxylase activity.
CCCCUCCAAUAACACGUGGGAGGAAGAAGUGCAAGCCUAGGUGUUUCUCUGUUUUUCCCAUUAUGAGCUGGGAUUUAGGGGACUAAACUGGAAAUGCAAAGAAUUAGUUCUGGGAUUAUAUAGAUUUGCACUUUUGCCUUUUUUUUGCAAUAGAUUGUACAUAUUUUGCAAUAUUUUUGCAAUAUUUUUGCAAUAUUUUGCAAUAUUUUUGCAAGGAUUAUUUUUGCAAUUUCUUUUUCAAACUCACCUCCUCUCCUUCCCAGAAAUGGCUGAAGAUCACCCUCUCUCUAUGGUGACUUGCACAGCCCCCAUCAACAUUGCUGUCAUUAAAUACUGGGGAAAACGGGAUGAAAAACUCAUCCUGCCCAUCAAUUCCUCCCUCAGUGUCACGCUGCACCAAGAUCAGCUCAAAACCACCACGACGGCGGCCAUCAGCCGGGACUUUACCGAGGAUCGCCUUUGGCUCAACGGCAAGGAAAGCGAUAUUGGGCACCCGCGCCUCCAGUCCUGCCUUCGGGAGAUUCGCCGGCUGGCGAGGAAGCGCCGCAGUGGGGACACCAAGGGCCCCAAGGGUGGAGAGCCUUCCCCGCUGAGCCUGACCUACAAGGUCCACAUCGCCUCCGAGAACAACUUCCCCACCGCGGCCGGACUGGCCUCUUCCGCCGCUGGGUACGCCUGUUUGGUCUAUACUUUGGCCAAGCUGUACGGCGUGGAGGGCGACCUCUCCGAAGUGGCGCGCAUGGGCUCCGGAAGCGCCUGCCGCAGCAUGUUUGGGGGCUUCGUCCAGUGGGUCAAGGGGGAGGAUGCCGACGGGAAGGACAGCAUCGCCGAGCAGGUGGCGCCCGAGACGCACUGGCCGGAGAUGCGCGUCUUGAUCUUGGUGGUGAGUGCGGAGAAGAAACCCAUUGGCAGCACAGCUGGGAUGCAGACCAGCGUCGAAACGAGUCAUCUUCUGAAGCACCGUGCCGAGAAGCUGGUUCCGGAGUACAUGGCGCAAAUGACGCGGCACAUCCGGCGUCGGGACUUCGAGGCGUUUGGGGAGCUGACCAUGAAGGACAGCAACCAGCUCCACGCCACUUGCUUGGACACCUUCCCGCCCAUCUUCUACCUCAACGACAUCUCCAAGCAAGUGGUGCGCCUGGUGCACCGCUUCAACGACCACUACGGCAAAACCAAGGUGGCCUAUACGUUUGACGCCGGGCCCAACGCCGUGGUCUUCAUGAUGGAGGAGACGGUGGCCGAAUUUGUGGAAGUGGUCAAGCGCAGCUUUCCUCCCGAGAACAACGGAGGACAGUUCCUGAAAGGCCUUCCGGUGGAGGUGGUGAUGCCGCCUGAAGAAUUGCUCUCCGCCGUCGUGAAGGAUCCGGCACCGGGCGCCAUCCAGUAUCUGUUGCUCACCAAGCCCGGACCGGGGCCGACAAUAGUGAAUGAUGGGAGCUGUCAUCUCUUGGGGCCUGACGGACAGCCCCGAAACAGCAGUGGCUGAAUCAAUGCUGGACUUGGGUUGGACUUGUUGCCAUUCAAGAAUGAGAUAAAUGAGGAACAAAAGCUGCCUUUUCAUGGGAAAUUACUGAUAUGAUGGAUAUGGGAUGAUUAUAUGUUGAUCGCGUGGAUUUUCAGAACACUUUCAGCUGAAGAAUGAUGGGUAUUGUAGUCUAACAAUAUCUGCAAGGAAGGCAUUGGCGUGCCUUUGACUUAACUGGGCUCUCGUAAUUCUUCCUUAUAUAUAUCCGUAUAUAUUUUUAUGGCCAUUGCAGAGGUUGGUAUCGUUUUCCAGCACAUCCCAGCAUCCCUUCUGCAAAGGAUGAUGGAAGUUGUCAUCCAGCAGCACCUGGAUGGCUGUAGUUUUCUCUGUCCUUUUUUCUCAACUUUGGUUUCAUUUUUACUGGGUCGCUUUUUUGAAAGUGAAGUGAAAGUCGAUUAAUUCUCA